AUGUCAGUUGUUAUUUGUCAAGCGCAAGAAAAAAUCGUCAACGAAAAUGGAAGAAACCAAAGUUUCACCCAAAAAGGUGGGCUGAGUUUCCUUCAGUCUAUGUCCGAUAUCACUGCCAUUGUCCGAAACGUAGAAGACAAAGCUUAUGUUCACCCGUCCGAGAAACGCUCUGUUUCUAAGCUGAGUGAGAAAAGCUUAGAGAUGUGCACUGAGAGCCUUGGGGCCGAAACAGGAAGCGAAAGUGGUGACGAGUUGUCGUUGCUUGCGUUUGAAGCAACCAACAUUACUCCUAGGGUUCCUUCUCAUCCUCAAGAGCAAGAAAAGGACACUGACUUUCCUCCCAAGAAAUCAACUAUCAAAAGUUUCCCGCCACCGAUAAAGUUCGUUAAAGGAUCAAAGUAUAGUCGUGUGGUGAGAUCUCUAGGAGAAGAUGGUCGUGUUGUUGUUCAAGCAAUUACGGUUUCGUCUCAGCCUCCUAACUUUGUCGCGGAACGUGGUGAAGGAAGGCUCCGUCUCUGUUUAUCACCGGAAAGUUCUUUAGUUGGGCACGAUCAUGAGGAAGAAGAAGAAGAGGAGGAAACUGGUGAGAACUUGGAGGGUAAAAAUGGAAAUAAAAACUUCAGCAGAUUAAGCAGCAGAUGCAAGGAGAAUGGUCGUGAGCCUAAGUCAAUGCUUACUUGGAAGCAGCAGCAGUUUUGGGUCGCCACUUAG
Eruca vesicaria subsp. sativa (arugula) is the source of this 711-nucleotide messenger RNA. Lineage: Eukaryota; Viridiplantae; Streptophyta; Magnoliopsida; Brassicales; Brassicaceae. The record is from the annotation of a GenBank genome assembly.